Messenger RNA from Doryrhamphus excisus (bluestripe pipefish), 1583 nucleotides. RefSeq lists its product as uncharacterized. Gene Ontology annotation, biological process: embryo development; regulation of transcription by RNA polymerase II. Gene Ontology annotation, cellular component: nucleus. The record is from RefSeq and is a predicted model, not a curated record. Gene Ontology annotation, molecular function: RNA polymerase II transcription regulatory region sequence-specific DNA binding; DNA-binding transcription factor activity, RNA polymerase II-specific. Lineage: Eukaryota; Metazoa; Chordata; Actinopteri; Syngnathiformes; Syngnathidae.
GCCAUGACACAACGAAGGAGCAGCAGUCAAAAGGCCUCCGAGGAAGGCGAGAAUGACGGCGUGAUUGGUUUCUAUCUUACUGCGCUAAUUACCGCGCCGUUCGUUAUGGAGUACUUCAGUACAACACACUAAACGUCAUCGGGUACUAAUAUUCGUGUCAGGUCGAGGCGUCGCUUUAACGUUUGUCGGGCUAGCUUAGCAUGCUAGCUGCUAGCAAAGAGAAGCGGAAGUGAUCAACAUCGCUGACCAGAGACCGAGUGUGAGUGUAAAGUGGGAUCGUGUGAAAAUGUGUCAAGUCCAAAUGCUGAGAGCGUUGGUGAAUCAGCGACUAACUGCGGCUGUUGAAGAAAUAUUUGUAGUGUUGGAAAGAACCAUAGCAGAGUACGAGGAGGAACUUUCUCGAACAAAAGAGGAGAACGAGCGACAACGUCAACUACUGGACGCCGUUUUCAGGAAGCAUCAGCCCGGAUCAAACCCAGCAGGUUGAAAAGCAUGGCCGCCAUCCAGCUAGACAGCCCUUGUUCAUACUGAGCGUGUGUCUCAUGAUGGUGAAACAUCUAUGAUGUCAUUGGCAGCAACACAAACAAUGGAUAACGGCGGUGGGACGAGAGCGGCAGGAAGCGUUGGUGACGAAGACCCUCCCUCCAGGGUGAAGCAGGGCGGGCCGCAGCCCCCCGACAUGAAGGAGGAAGAGGAGGAGCCCGGCAUGAGUCAGGAGGAAGGACCGGAUGAGGCCGACCUCGUCCACUUGCCCUUGACCGGAGUCAUUGUGAAGAGUGAAGAUGAUGAUGAUGAUGUCCAUGGCAGAAGGUCGGCGCCGGCGCGGCCGUCAGACAGCGACGUGAGGGACACUGACGACGAAGGCUCGCGCCACGCUGACAGCACGCACUUGAAAUGCUCGCAGUGCCGCAAAGCCUUCAGCGACAACUCCGCUUUGAAACGACACAUGAGGUGCCACACGGGGGAGAAACCUUUCGCCUGCUCGCUUUGCCAGAAGAGUUUCUCUCAGAAGGCGUCGUUGGUGAUACACACAAGAACGCACACGGGCGAGAGGCCCUACGCUUGCGGCGUGUGCAACAAAAGCUUCCGUGAUAAUUCGGCACUGGCCACGCACAUGAGGACGCACACGGGGGAGAAACCCUUCACUUGCCCCUUUUGUGACAAACGCUUUGCUCACAAGGGACAUUUGAUAUCGCACACGAGGACGCACACGGGGGAGAAACCUUUCACCUGCUCUGUCUGCGACGCCAGCUUUCGGGUGCACUCGGUCAUGAUGAUCCACAUGCGGACGCACACGGGGGAGAAACCUUUUGCCUGCUCAGUGUGCGGCAAAAGAUUCACCCAGAAGGGAAGCUUGAUUAUACACACGAGAACGCACACUGGAGAAAAACCGUUUCCCUGCUCUGUGUGCAACAAACCAUUUCGGGUUCGUUCGGCGCUCGUGACGCACAUGAAAACGCACCGCGUUCGCUAACAUCUGCCAGGCCGGAUUUGCUGAUAGAGUGCAAGCUGUAGCGGAUGGAAGGAUGGAUGGAUGGAUGGAUGGAAGGAUGGAUGGAAGGAUGGAUGGAUGGAUGGAUGGA